CCAUUUUUCCCAAGUGAGAACUUUUUGAAUUUUGUUUAUGUUUGGAGGCGAAACUGACCUGAGCGAGUGUGUUGAGGUGAAAAUAACGGGAGUUAUGAUCGCGGAUUUUUCAACGGAGGAUUGUUUUUCUUAAAUCGGUUUUUGUGAAUAGUUGUAUGUACAUUUGAUUAGUAGAACUGUGAAAUUAUUUCGAUUACUUGGAUUAUUGACUGUUGGUAGUGGAUUGUGCUUCUGCAACCAGAAGGAUAUCGGCGACCUGACAAUCGGUGAGUUAACUAUCUUUAGUCUACUCCAAAGUCGUAACAUCUGGUGUCACAAGUGGAAUCCCGCCCACUCUACUUACAAUGUCUACUUCUAAACGCCUUCACGAGCUCCAGAUUAAUGAAAUCCGAAAGGAGCUAAAGAGGCGAGGCAUCGUAGCGUCAGGAAACAAAGAAUCCCUUUUAGCCGUCUGAGAGAGGCCUUGAAAGAAGAUGGGUUCGACCCGGACACUCACGAGUUCGAAGUGAAGACUGAUCUCGGCGGAAUAUUGAGUAAAAUGAAAAAAGAGCUUCUAGGGUCAAUGCAAACAAUUGCGACUAGCCAGAAAACAGAUAUGGAAGAAUUCAGAAGUAAGCUAAGAGAUGAAAUCGCUGCAGUGAAGUCGGAGCUUACUGGAAAAGUCAAGCCAACUAUCUUUGAUGAUACGGUUUCGUGGACAGUUUAUAAAAGACAAUUUGAGGCAGCUAAAGACACAGCGAAAACGACCUAUUUUAGUCGGGGGCUCCAUGUGCAGGAGGAGGACCUCACGCAUAUUAUCAGACAGGUGGUGGAAACUAUAGAGGACCGGCGGUCUCAGCAGAUGCCCAGGCAGAACAGGUCGGUCUUUCGCUGCUGGAAUUGCGAUGCGCCUGGUCAUAUUCAAAGGAACUGUACUCGAAGAAAUGCAGGCCGUCUGAGAGGAAGAGAUGGAUUGGGUAACCAGCAAGCAGCCACCUCCCAAUCUCAGAACCAGGAAAACUAGAUUCUGCCGGUAUCGUGGGGCGGAGACAGGCAGCGAGAUUCACAGGAAGCUAUAGACUUAUCAUCCCAGUGGCUGUGUUAGGUAAAAAUAGAAGUCUGAGUGUACAAGGGAAAGUAGGAGUUCGUUUCUGCAGAUUUCUCUUAGAUACUGGCGCAUCAAUAUCAAUAAUUCAUCCUAGUCUCGUAGAAAAUCUCGUGAUUCAUGAAACAAGUGGCUAUUCACUAAAAACAGCUAGUGGUGAACUGUUGCCGAUUUUAGGACAAACCUUUGUAAAGUUUGAGAUAGCUAACCAACGUUUUAGUCACGAAUUCUUGGUCGCCAAUAUCAUGGAUGAGUGUAUUCUGGGACUAGACUUUAUGCAAUUAUUUGGAUUCACGUUGAACAUUGGGGGUGGCACAGUACAAUAUGGGACUCUAGAAAUUCCCUUGCUGGGGGACAACAUGGAAGAAGAACAGAUUAAGAGGGUCUUAGUAACAGAAGACACCACCAUACCCCCACAGUCUGAAGCCAUUAUAUGGGGAACAAU
Molecule: messenger RNA, 1529 nt
Organism: Biomphalaria glabrata
Lineage: Eukaryota; Metazoa; Mollusca; Gastropoda; Planorbidae
Exons: 2
Coding region: 539-1003 (154 amino acids)
Molecular function (GO): nucleic acid binding; zinc ion binding
Source: RefSeq, a predicted model, not a curated record